Molecule: messenger RNA, 1316 nt
Organism: Trichomonas vaginalis G3
Lineage: Eukaryota; Parabasalia; Trichomonadida; Trichomonadidae
Product: microtubule-associated protein family
Exons: 1
Source: RefSeq, a predicted model, not a curated record
GAAGCUGAACGUAAAGAACUAGAGGAACUUAAGAAGAAAGAAAAAGCUCGUAAGGCUAAGGAAGAAGCAGAUAGAAAGGCGAAAGAAGAAGCAGAUAGAAAGGCUAAGGAAGAAGCUGAUAGAAAGGCGAAAGCAGCAACACCAUCGCCAACUCCAUCUCCUUCACCAUCUCCAUCUCCUUCACCAUCACCAACUCCAUCGCCAUCUCCAUCUCCUUCACCAUCAAUAGCGGCUCCUGUGAGACAAUUUGGUGCAUGGGGUGCUGAUUUAGUCAAAGAUGCUGCACAAGGAAUUGGAAAGGAACUGAAGAACACAACAUUAGGUACAAUAGAGCGUUUUGGUAAUCUUACGGAUUACACAAUUAGAUCAGCUGCUAAUCUUUUAUAUAACCAGACUACUGAUAACGGUACUGAUGAAUUGGCUGUAAACGGACUAGCAUCAAUUAAGAAAUCAGCAGAAGAUAAAUACGAUGAAUGGAAAAAGAAUAUUAAGGGUGAAUAUAAUAAGUAUGCAUAUCCUGAAGAACAUAUGAAGUUAGAGCUUACCAGACUAAGAUCAAAAUAUGGUAAUGAAACAACAAAUACUACAACGCAAACGACGAAAGCUGACAGAAAGAUUGAUGACACUCCUACUCCAACUCCUGCAAUGGCGAACAUCACAACAAUUGCUCCAAGAGUUCCAACAGGAGAAGGUAUAUCAGGAAAUGUUUCAACUACUCAUAACAUUACUGAAGCAGCUAAUGUUUCAGCAGUUGAGCAACCUGUUGUUAAUGUAACUCAGGAAAACGCUACUGAAACAUCAACACCAAGACAGGAUGUAAAUAAUGAACGUCCAGAAGUUAAGGAGGUUGCAAAAGCAUACCUGGAGAAAAAUACUACACAAGUUCUUGAAGCAGAAAAGCAUCUCAAUUCAGACAAAACACCAUCUCCAACUCCUGAAGCAUCAGUUCCUCCAGCAAUUGGUGGAAAUAUACCUUCAGUAUCACCAUGGCAGAAAUUUUAUGGAUUGUUUAAAGGAGCGAAUAAGGUAAUGGAUGCUGCUGAGAAUCUCCAAAAGUUCAAGAAUGAAGUCGCAACUGGUGCAAAGGAAAUAGAAGAGAAUGAUAAACAAGCUGCUGAAUUAGCUAAACAACAAGCUGAAGCAACUAAACAAGCAGCAGCUCCUAAACAAUCUAUAUCUAAGUCUCAAAGACAAGGUCCUGACCCAAGUGCUAAAGUCAAACAGAAUCCAACACCACCUGCAGCAGAGAAGUCCAAGAAGGACAAGGACAAGAAGAAGGAUAAAUCAAAGAAGGACAAGGACAAGAAGAAAGAUAA